Drosophila obscura is the source of this 2185-nucleotide messenger RNA. RefSeq names its product DNA polymerase alpha subunit B (gene DNApol-alpha73). The record is from RefSeq and is a predicted model, not a curated record. Gene Ontology annotation, molecular function: DNA binding. NCBI's taxonomy places the organism in Eukaryota, Metazoa, Arthropoda, Insecta, Diptera, Drosophilidae. Gene Ontology annotation, biological process: DNA replication initiation; DNA replication. The coding region runs from base 76 to 1920 and encodes 614 amino acids. The transcript has a single exon. Gene Ontology annotation, cellular component: alpha DNA polymerase:primase complex.
GAAUCGUUUUAGUGUGUUUUUUGCCGCCAAAAGUAAAUUUCUAUAACAAAUUUGGUAAAAGACGCGAGACGCAGCAUGGAUAUGGAAAUAAAGCAGCAAUUCGACGAGAUAGGCGUGGAGCCCAGCGAUGCGGUGCUGGACAAGUGUAUGGAACUGGCCAUCACGUACAGCAUUGAGGAUGCCACCGAGUUCGUGGAGCAGUGGAUGGCCUUUAGCUUGUCCCACCUGGGCGGAGAUGGCCCAACGCCCGAGAAUCUGGGCGAGUUCGAGCGCAAGGUACUCCAGCUGAAAAAGGACAAGGUGGGCUUUAAGACAUCCACACAGAAAUCGAAAUCGUAUGCCCCAGCGACUGUGGCCGACACGAGCUCUCUCUCCACUUAUGGCCUUAUCGAAGAUGAUCCAAUGAUGGAUGACUAUAUGAGCGAGUCGGUGACAGACUCCUCGGUGAUGCACACGCCCAAGUCCAAGAAGGAUCCUUCGUCACGCUCCUCUGCCCUCAAGGGCGGCGUUCUCUUCAGCCCCGUCAGCUACACGCCGCAAUCGGCCAAACGUACCCCAGCGGCAGAUACAGGAACAGGAACACCAUCGACAACAACAGUGGCCGGACGACCAGGGGACAUUGUUGACACCUUCGGACACCCCAGACUGCUGGCUGGAACCACAUGGCUAGCCAAACUAGAGCAUUCCUUGUCCGUGUCGCAGAAACUACUGCAUAAGGAGGCUCCGCUGACGCUCGGCAACCUAAGCUACAUGAACGACUUGCUGUGCGAAAAGUGUGAUGACCUGGACGACCGCCUGGACAACACGGGACGAGCGCUGGUGGAGAAGAAGCUUUCCGCGAAGGAAGUGGCCGAGAGCAGUUGGUAUCCGCAGGACGGGGAGACGCUGCAGGCGCUGCACAUGCUCUAUGCCGUGGGCAUGAUACAUUCCGAAGACGAUGGGCCCCUGGACGCCUUCUCCACUUUCAUGGCCGUGAACGAUGGAGAGCAGUGCAGCUAUCUCGAAAUGAAUUUCAAUCGCAUCAAGUCGGCCAGCAUCUUUCCGGGCCAGGUGGUGCUGGCCAAAGGAUUUAUACCCAAAGGCACCACCUUUGUGGUGGAGGAGAUCCACACGGAGCGAAAACUGACGCCGCCCUCGCCAUUGAAGGUGGAUAGGGAGCUGCAGUUCGUGGUGGCCGCCGGUCCGUAUACUCACAGUACGGACCUGUUCUACGAUCCGCUACACGAUCUGCUCAAGUACCUGAAGGACCACAGACCAGAUGUCCUCGUUCUGGUGGGUCCCUUUGUGGACGCGAAUCACAAGCUCGUCGUCCAGAUGGCAGAGACCUUCGACUCGUUCUUCGAGAAGAUGAUUGCAGGCAUCAUGGAGGUAGUGGGUGGUCACACGACAGUAUUGAUGGUCAGCAGCCAGAAGGAUGCGAUGUCCCACGCGGUCUACCCCACCCCGCCACCCACUCUGCGCAAGACAUACCCCAAUCUGCACCUUCUGCCUGAUCCCUCGAUGGUGGACCUAGACGGUAUCACUGUGGGCGUCACCUCCACCGACAUCGUGGACCAUUUGCUCAGCCACGAGUUUGCGGUGAAUGCCGGAGAACGGAUGCAUCGGGCAAUCAACCACCUGUUCAAUCAGGGCUCCUUCUAUCCCUUGUACCCGCCAGCGGAUGAGGACAUGGCCUACGACUCGCAGCUGGCCCUAAAGUACGCCCAGCUACGGCAACUGCCCAAUAUCCUGCUGCUGCCCGGCGACCAGAGGCACUUCAUACGGCUGGUCAGCGACUGCCUGGUGAUCAAUCCCGGACGCCUGUCGGACAAAAAGGGCGGCACCUUUGCCCGCUUCCUGGUGACGCCCACAGCCCCAACGGCCACGGGCAAGACCACCAGCCUGUUCAAUAGCGUUGCCUGUCAAAUCCAACGUAUCUGAUCGAUCGUACAGAUCGUCGUUAGUCGUUAAAGCAUUUAUUAAUUUGUAAUUUAUAUAUAUUUUAUGUAUAAUAGUUUACAGCUAACAGUAGGAAAUGAUGUCUAAACGUAAAAGUACUCGCUAGGAUCUGAUCUCUAUGUUUAUUCGAGAUAGAGUCCCCUGUCCUGUCUUGCCCCUACAACAGACAACUCAAUCCCGAACUUUCGGUAUCGGCAUCGCACAGAAAAUAAAAACUAAAAACUCCGACAUUGUAUAUUUUACCUAU